AUGAUCUCCAACGGCUUCGAUCCCAAGGAGAAGAGGUCAAAGUUCACCCAGGAGACCGUCGCCCGCCUCUUCAAGGAGAACCCCAACUACAACAUCAUAAUGGUGCACACCAAGCACCGCUUCGCCUAUGGAGAGCGCAUCCACCAGCACGUGGAAUUCAACACCGGAUGGGGGAACUCCUACGGCUAUGAGGUCUACUUCAUGAGGAGGGGACAGAAGACCAAGUUCAUCCUCGAAGGAGACGGAGGCUACCUCAACUGGGCAAUGAUCGGCUAUUUCCACAGGGAUGGAAACACCGUCGAGUUCUACUGA
This is a messenger RNA of Nymphaea colorata (pocket water lily), 312 nucleotides long. RefSeq lists its product as uncharacterized. The transcript has a single exon. NCBI's taxonomy places the organism in Eukaryota, Viridiplantae, Streptophyta, Magnoliopsida, Nymphaeales, Nymphaeaceae. The coding region runs from base 1 to 312 and encodes 103 amino acids. The record is from RefSeq and is a predicted model, not a curated record.